AAUCAAUAUUUAUGUAAGCUCUGCAUUACUUGACAUCAUUAUAAUUCUGUUGGUCAGUGGAUAGGGAUUUAUUAAUGAUUAACCAGGGCACAUUGUAUGUUCACCGGGCAGUUCAGAAUCAGAUAUUACAUGUAUAACAGGCUUCAAAUCUUUGGAAUAAUCAAAGUUCACCAAAUAAUCCAUAGAAGUUUGAGGAAUCAACAGAACCACAAUGACAGAGUGGCAGACGAAAAUAAAAGAUUAUUUGGGCGAGGGCACCUAUGAGUGUACAUUGGAUGACAAAGUGUUGAAGAAGGCAGUUAAAGAGUUGAAUGAGGACCCCAAACAAAGAGCCUUGCAAAUAGAGGCCCUCAGAGAGUGGGUCAAAAGACAGCCACAUUUGAACAGCAGAACAGAUGACACAUUCUUGUUGCGGUUCUUACGCCAUGCCAAAUUUAGUCAACUCAAAGCACAGAAGACCCUGGACAACUUUUGGACUGUCCGGACAGUGGAGGGAAAGGGUGCCCCAGAGUGGUUUAAAAGUAUGGACCCUAAAGAUCCUAAAAAUGAAGAAAUAUUGGACCUUGGAAUGCAAAUUCCCUUACCUGGGAGAGAUGAUCAGGGGAGAAAAGUUAUUCUAGUAAGGUCAGGUGGCUAUGAUCCUUAUAAACAUGACUUUGGUGCCAUGAUGAAGACAAGCUUCAUGAUGAAUGAUAUCCUUCUCAUGGAUGAAGAGAACCAGGUCCAUGGGUUUGUUCUUCUUCAAGACUUUACAGAUUUUGGAUUAGCACAUGCAACAAAUUGGAACAGGGAAAUCAUUGGAAAGGCCAUGAAAUGUUGGCAGGAUAUGUACCCAACAAGGAACAAGGGAUCCAAUUUCUAUAACACACCAACCAUAUUCAAUGCACUUAUGGAAGUCUUCAAAUUAUUCAUGAAGGAGAAGUCAAAAAAGAGGAUGAAGUUCCACUGGAGUAGCAUAGAGUCCCUCCAUAAAGAGGUUCCCAAGCGUAUAUUACCUGACUACAUGGGAGGAGAGGCUGGGAGCCUAGAGGAACUGAAAAAAAACUGGAAAGCUGAAGUUAUGGCUAACAGAGAAGAAUUGCUGUUGAAUGGCAAAUAUGGUGUGGAUGAAUCUAAGCGACCAAAUGAAGAUGCAUCACUUGGUGGAAUGCAAGGCUCUUUCCGCAAACUUGCUGUAGACUAAUAUGAGAAAGCAUGAACUGAACAAUUGAAAUUUGAUUGUUCAGUUAGGGCAAUGAAUAGCAGUGCAAUAUUGUGAUAUUUAUACAACAUUGAUCAUGCUUUGAACUCAAGAUGAAACUUUUGACAUAUGGGAAAGGGGAUUGCGAGUGACCAUGGAUAUAAGAGGUGUAUUCAUCUUUCUCGCAGUGUUCUUGUAUACACUAUGUCACAACGUUGCAUUUAAAAUUAAAUUAGUAACUGGAUUAAUUGCAAACAAUUAUUGAAGAUGGCCAUUCUUGCAAAUAUGGUGACUGAUGAUCUAUAGGCUUUCAGGCUAUUGCCAUAGUAAUGCCAUAGUAAUGCCAUAGUAGGCUAUUGCCAUAGUAACGCUAUGAAAGAAAAUAGCAGAUUAAGACAUUUAGAGGCAUAAAUGUGUAGCUACAAGUGGAUUUAGUUCAACUAUGAAUUAAAUUAA
This is a messenger RNA of Owenia fusiformis, 1636 nucleotides long. The record is from the annotation of a GenBank genome assembly. Lineage: Eukaryota; Metazoa; Annelida; Polychaeta; Sabellida; Oweniidae.